Messenger RNA from Zea mays, 1037 nucleotides. RefSeq lists its product as uncharacterized. Bases 330 to 764 code for a protein of 144 amino acids. The record is from RefSeq and is marked validated. The transcript has 2 exons. NCBI's taxonomy places the organism in Eukaryota, Viridiplantae, Streptophyta, Magnoliopsida, Poales, Poaceae.
CCAGGCUCCACCACGCACAGACAACGAGCUCUGCCCCCACAGGCCAGCAGGCAGAUAGAUCCUCACCAUUUUCUCUUUCACUCGCAUCGGAUCUGCUCUCCCAUAAUACACUCUCGGGGUCUCGGUUGCCAGGAAUCACUGGAGCCGAGCGAGCGUGUAUAAAAGGCCGGCGCUUGGUCCUCCGAAGCCUGAACCUUGAAGCGCCCCGUAGUGCAGUGCAGUGCAGCAGUGUGCUACCUCCUCAGUCCUCUCACUCCAUCACAAACGCUAGUCUUCCUCUAAAGAGAUCUUUGGCAACGACCGACAGCUCGGAGCGAGUCUCAGAAGCGAUGGCGUCCAAGAGGCUGCUGCUGGCGGCGCUGUGCGUGGUGGCGGCGGCGCUGCUCGCCGUGCGGUCGGAGGCCCACGGCCUGGAGGACUUCGCAAGCAGCGACGCGACGCCGGAGAUGCAGACCUUCUUCAAGCCCGAGGCCGCGGCGCUCCCGGAGGCCCUGGACGCGUCCUCCAUGCCCGCCGCCACCAUGGCCGCGAAGCCGGAGGCCACGUCGAUCCCGACCACCACCACCGGCACCACGGCGGCGGCGGCGGGCACCUCCGCCGCGGCAGGCACUACUGCUGCGUCGCCGCCGCGCAGGUCCGUGUCCGUGGCCGCCGGCGUGGCCUGCGGCGUGGCUGCCGUGGCCGUGGUCGGCAUCGCGGCCGCCGUGGCGUACGUGGUGCGCGGCAGGCGCAGCAGGGAGGUGCAGCUCGGCUCCUCCCCGUGAGCACGCGCCCAGCGCCCCGGCCCGCUUUACAGACAGGCCGUCAUCGCCAUUAGGAUCUGGUUAAGCGCGUCGUCUAGCUCUGCGAUUUGUGUGGCUUUUGGGUUAGUGGUUGAAUUCUUUUUUUCGCGUGGGGUUGUCGGUGAAGAUCACGCUACCGGGUACGGACCAGCAGUGGUGCAUGUAACAUAAAUAACGCUGGUGGUAUUAGCGUCAUUGUUGUUGUGGCCUGUGUGUAUGGUGUCUAGACCUUUGCUAUAUAUUUUGAUUUCAGGA